This is a messenger RNA of Hibiscus syriacus, 909 nucleotides long. RefSeq lists its product as uncharacterized. NCBI's taxonomy places the organism in Eukaryota, Viridiplantae, Streptophyta, Magnoliopsida, Malvales, Malvaceae. The record is from RefSeq and is a predicted model, not a curated record.
AUGUGGAUGAUCAUCCGCCGUGCUGGAAUGAGAGCACUGGUAAGGCUGAAUCAAGUUCUGAAGAGAGCUUCGAUGAAGAACAACACAGUUGUUCUAACGACAUUAAACAGUGCAUGGGUUACACCCAAUUCGGUGCUGGACCUUUUUCUGACGAGCUUUAAGCUGGGAAACGGCACACGGAGGUUCUUGAGGCAUCUGGUGAUCAUCGCCUUGGACGAGAAGGCAUACAAUCGUUGCCGAAUCGUACAUCGCCAUUGCUUUGCUCUCCGCACACAUGGCGUCGAUUUUCGCGAAGAAGCUUACUUCAUGACCCCCAAUUACUUGAACAUGAUGUGGCGAAGGAUUGAUUUCUUAAAGGAUGCGGAUAUCCUGUGGUUCAGGGAUCCAUUUACACGGUUCAUCCCCGAUGCCGAUUUCCAAAUAGCUUGCGACUAUUACAAAGGCUCCUCCGAUGAUAUGGAAAACAACCCUAAUGGUGGAUUCUAUUACGUAAAGUCCAACAAUCGGACCAUAGAGUUCUACAGAUUCUGGUUUUCUUCACGUGAAACUUAUCCCAAACAUCACGACCAAGCUGUUCUCGACAAGAUAAAAUCCCAUCCUUACAUCUCGGAGAAAAUCCGGUUGCGGAUCAAGUUCUUGGACACUGCGUACUUCGGCGGUCUCUGUGAACUCAGCAAGGAUUUAAACCAAGUCUGCACCAUGCAUGCGAAUUGCUGUUAUGGGAUGCUUAACAAGCUCAAUGAUAUGAAGAUCAUGCUUCAAGAUUGGAGGACUUUCAACUCGUUGCCGCUUAAACAUCGGAACGUGUCGAUUUUCACGUGGCGAGUCCCUCGGUUCUGCAGGUAAACCCGGAAUUGUUUUCUUCUAUACUGCAGGUAAACUCGGAAUUGUUUUCUUUUUAAGUGUUGU